GCCUGCUGUCAACGCCCUCGUUUCUUGGCUGGACAGGGAGACGAAAGGAGGCUGCGGCGCUAGGCUAGGCAGAGGUGCGAGGCGUGAUUGCGAGCGAUGUGGCUGCUGGCUCUGGUGCUGUUGGUCUUCGGCGGCGAGCCUUGUCUUGGCACCCACGACGGGUGUAGGAGCAACGAUGACUGUGACGCUGCUCUGCUUUGCGUUGCUGCUGCUGUCGCUGCCGCUGGCCUCACUGUCGCUGCCGGUCGUUCACCGACCUACGCCAGCUCAGUGGGGCCAGCGGACCAAUGGCAGGGCAAUCGUAGGCUGAGCGGCGGUGCUGGGAGAGGGGAUUGGGAAAUCGUAGAUGACGCAGACGAGAUGGUCAAGAGUCGAGGAGAUGAGGGUGGUGGAGUCGAGGAGAUGAGGAUGGUGAUGAGGAUGGCGGUGAUGGCGAUGGCGAUGUGACCAUAUUGUGACGCUCCAUUUCGCCCUGAGCGGCGGCUGAGAGGUACGGAACGAUAGUUGUCUGCCC
Messenger RNA from Jaminaea rosea, 514 nucleotides. RefSeq lists its product as hypothetical. The record is from RefSeq and is a predicted model, not a curated record. The transcript has a single exon. Bases 97 to 447 code for a protein of 116 amino acids. NCBI's taxonomy places the organism in Eukaryota, Fungi, Basidiomycota, Exobasidiomycetes, Microstromatales.